GAGAGUAAACAGUUGUUUAAAGUGUUUCAAAAGUAAACGACUGCAAACUGGCAAUGAAGGAACGUGUUCUUAACUGGCUGUACAAUCAUCAGCAAUGUCAAUAGAGUAACAGUAAAGAGGAAGAGUAAAUAAAACCUGCUGAAAUAAACGCAUGUUUUAAAACGUUUAAGGUUUCAGUUUGCCUCCUAGGAAGAAGAAACUGAAGUACACAGAGAAUUUUAACUAUUUAUCAUGGGAAAUGCAAAAUCUCUUAUUUCCAAAUCAAAAUUGCGUAAACUUUGUCCAAAGACUCUCGCUGAAUUGCGGACAAACGCAGAUGUUGAUUUUACACCCGAGGAAAUUGAAGAAUGGUUUCGGGAAUAUCAUUCAAAACUGGACAAAGGAAGGUCUAAGUUAACAGUGAAGGAGUUUAAAGAAGUAUAUAACAGUGUGUUUACUGGCGACCCGACUUCUUUUGUGGAGCAGUUGUUUCGAUGCUUCGAUACUAAUGGUGAUGGAUUUGUUGACUUUAAAGAAUUUAUUGUGGGAUUAUGUGUGUCUGCUAGCGAUCAGUUAGACAAAAAGCUGGAGUGGGCGUUUAAGAUGUACGAUAUUGACGGAAAUGGAACCAUAUCUAAAGAAGAGAUGACAAGCAUUUUCAAGGCGAUCUUUAAAAUGACGAAUGCACGUGACACUGGAGAGCUGGGCAGCGCGGAGGAGAUGUGCAACAAUAUUUUCGACACGUUUGACCUUAAUCGUGAUGGCCAGAUCAGUUUCGAUGAAUUCAGACAAGGAGCGAUGAACGACAAAACGAUAGUCAACUUACUGGAAUGUGACCCUGAUCCAGAAAUUUGAGAUUAACAUGAGUUUAUGCCAGAACACGCAUAAUACAACUAAUAAUGACAUUGCUAUCAUUUUAAGUGUGAAAGUGAGUUUUAUUAUUUCUUAUAUGACUUACAUGGGGUCUUAAGUCGGUUCUAGAAGGGUGUGAGAGCGUGUUACCUCUCAUGAAUAAACUCAUCUGAACCGA
This is a messenger RNA of Mercenaria mercenaria, 1009 nucleotides long. RefSeq names its product neurocalcin-delta B-like. Gene Ontology annotation, molecular function: calcium ion binding. The coding region runs from base 232 to 834 and encodes 200 amino acids. Lineage: Eukaryota; Metazoa; Mollusca; Bivalvia; Venerida; Veneridae. The record is from RefSeq and is a predicted model, not a curated record. The transcript is spliced from 2 exons.